Zea mays is the source of this 2064-nucleotide messenger RNA. RefSeq names its product E3 ubiquitin-protein ligase RNF14. Gene Ontology annotation, biological process: protein ubiquitination. The record is from RefSeq and is a predicted model, not a curated record. The transcript is spliced from 7 exons. Lineage: Eukaryota; Viridiplantae; Streptophyta; Magnoliopsida; Poales; Poaceae. Gene Ontology annotation, molecular function: protein binding; zinc ion binding; ubiquitin-protein transferase activity. Bases 120 to 1805 code for a protein of 561 amino acids.
GAAAGAAUUAUUAACGCAUCUCAAUCUUUCUUUCAAUUCAACCUUAGCAACGCCCGUCAAAGAAAAAGCGGCGAACUCGGCCAGGCGGCGAGGGGCCAAUCUAUUCGCCGGAUACUCUAAUGUCCAGCGGAGCCACGUCAUCGUCCUCGCCGCCGCUGGCAGAGGCUGGGGACGGAUACUGGGAGGGGCGGGAGGAGGCGGUGGCGCGGCUGAAGGCGAUGGCCGCGAGGGCUCAUUGGGAGGACGAACUCUCGGCGGAGCGGUUGGAGACCAACAACCAGGUGCAGGAGGACGAGAUGCUGGCACUGCAAGCCAUUUAUGGGGAUGACAUGGUUAUCUUGGAGGAUAAGGCUGGUUUUCGUUCUUUUCAGAUUUUUGUUUGGUAUCCAAUUCCUAAUGGUACUAAGGUGUUCUUGAAUCUUCAUCCAAAUGGAACUAUGGUUGGAACUGAUAAUGAUGAGAGCAAAGAUGGUGGUGAACUCAUCUAUGCUUGCAGUUUAAAGCAUUUGCCACCUGUGGUGUUAACAUGUUUGCUGCCAUGUUCAUAUCCCAGUGCAAGUGCUCCUUAUUUUACUAUCUCAGCCAAGUGGUUGGAUGAACCCAAAGUUUCACACCUCUGUACCAUGUUUGAUGAGAUUUGGACUGAGCUGCCAGGACAAGAAGUAGUGUAUAGAUGGCUGGACUGGCUGAAUAGCUCUUCAUGGGCUUGCAUUUCUUUGAAUGACAACAUAAUACUAAUCGCAGAUAAAACUUCAGAUGUUGGAGAUGCACGUGCUAUUGCAAGAAGGCUUCUAGUUGAUCAUACUAUUCCUCUUAUGCAAAGUUACAAUGAGAGGAGGUCUCAUGAAAUAUUUCUGAAAAGCUUACAUAAGUGCCGAAUUUGUCUUAGUGAAAAUACUGGCAGAAAUUUCAUCAAGCUCCCAUGCCACCAUUUGUUUUGCUUGACGUGUAUGAAGUCUCACUGCAGAAUUCACGUAACAGAAGGGAGUUUAACCAAGCUCACAUGCCCUGAUACAACUUGCUGCAGCCCACUUCCACCAUCAGUUUUGAAAAGCCUCCUGGGAGAUGAUUGCUAUAAGCGAUGGGAAUCAUUCGCGUUACAGAAGCUCUUAGAUACAAUGCCUGAUCUGGUAUAUUGUCCGAGGUGUAAUGCUGCCUGCUUGGAGGAUGACAAUGAUGCUCAAUGCCCAGAGUGUUUUUUCACCUUCUGCUCUUUGUGCAAAGAACGCAGGCAUGUGGGGAAGGAUUGCGUUACUCCAGAAGAAAAGAUUAGGAUUCUGAGGGAAAAACACCAGAAAUAUUCCCUCCCAGAAAAACAAUUGUUGAAAGAACAGAGGGAAAUAGAUGAAUUAAUAAGUGUCUGCGAAGCGCUUCGCGAUUCGAAGCAAUGUCCUUCUUGCAAAAUGGCUAUCUCAAAGACUGAAGGAUGCAACAAGAUGAUCUGUAGGAACUGCGGGAAAUUCUUCUGUUACCGUUGUAACCAGGCAAUUCGUGGAUAUGAACAUUUUUGGGAUGGAAAUUGCGUGCUAUUUGAACACCAGAAUCAAGUGCAAAUAUAUGGACGGCUUGAGGAGUCCGAUGAUGAAGAACAUUUUGAUGAUGAAGAUCUAGAGGAGACAGAGCCUGAACUGGUAUGGGGUUGUCCUUGUCCAGUGUGUGGUCGGUGGAAUGGAAAGCUUGACACAAACAAUCAUAUAUUGUGCAUGGGUUGCCGAGGCCACUAUUGCGCGUUAUGCCGGAGGAGGGUAAUGAAGAGCUCCGAACACUAUGGACCAAGAGGUUGCCAACAACACACGGAUCCGUAGUGAUUCCCAAUCUUGUACAGUACAGAAUCUCCUUUAUACAUAGCAUUUUGCCACUUCCAGUGUUGGCAUCGACUUGUUGAGUUGUUUCCCAAAACGAGAGGCUUCUCGUGGUAGGGCCAAUGUGAAUUUGCAAUUGGAAGGGUCCAUUGCAUUUAUCUAGGAUCGUUGAUGUCAACAACAGAUGGUUGGCCAUGUAAUGAACAGGGCAUUUUAUUGAAAAUGACCGUGCAGAUUGAAGAUUCAGUUCGUUUAUGACGUA